AUUCUACAUAAAUAUAAUUCAUAUUAUCUUAUUCAAGAAAAUACUCUUCUCUUAUCUAAUGAUAUCCAUCUAUCUUAUGGUGAUAAACUACGUGCUGUAGAACAUAUGGAAAGUGAAUUACAUGAAUAUUUAUUUUAUUAUCCUCGAAAUGUUUCACAUUUCUUAUGGUUGUAUAAAACAUCUGAAUUUCUUUAUUGUAAUCGUGAAUUAGCAGAUAAAAUGGAAAAUGAAUUUCAUUUACGUCAAAAUAUUACUCAGUUACAGCUAAGUAUCACACCAAUGAAAAACGUCGCUUAUGCACUGGAUAAACUUGAGAAACAUUAUUGGCUUGCUGGAGGAGCUUUACUUGGAUGGUAUCGUCAUUGUGGUUUGAUACCAUUUACAGAGGAUGCAGAUUUUGGUCUAUAUGCUGAAGAAUAUGAUGAAAGUAUACGAAAUUAUUUUCUUGGAAAUCCUGUUACUUAUCUCUACAGUGCAUUAGGACUUGUAAAUGAUUCACUUGAAUUUCGUCUUUAUACGGACCAAUGGACACUUGAUCUAUUCUGGACAUAUCGUGAGAAAGAUCAUCGAUGGUGUGGCUAUCUAGCACAAAGAGCAAAAUAUAGACGUACUCUUCCAUUAUUAGAAGAACUUUGUUCAUGCGAUUUAUUUGGUCAUCGCUUUUCCAUUCCAUGUUCACCUGCGGAUUAUCUUGAUGGUGAAUAUGGAAAAGAUAAAUGGAAGACUCCAUUAAAGAAGGACUAUGUAUGGACUAAUAUAAAUUAUCAUUCGGUGUGGAAUGAUAUAUCAUGGAUGUAUGCUGUACGUUUUUAUACAUCUAAAGGAAAACUUCGUACGGAUAAAUUUGCAAUAGAUUCCAUAUCGGAACAUUUCAACUAUUCUCUCACAUCAAUUCCAUCAUUUCUUAAUGUUAUACCUAAUGAACCGGUGACACUGCCACCACUUAAAACUAAUCUUGUUUAUCAUUCCUUGUUACUGGAAAAAAUGUCUCAUAAAAAACAACGUAAUGAAUAA
This is a messenger RNA of Adineta steineri, 1014 nucleotides long. NCBI's taxonomy places the organism in Eukaryota, Metazoa, Rotifera, Eurotatoria, Adinetida, Adinetidae. The record is from the annotation of a GenBank genome assembly.